AUUUAUUUUACGAUCACGGUAAAUGUGAAAAACAGCACCCGUAACCAUUUUUAUUGUUACAAAGAGAGAAUUAAUUUACGAUUAAUUCGAAUCGAUUGUUUUGUUCUCGAUUAACUCUAAAUUUAAAAAUUGAUAAUUGUCACAUCCCUAAUUAAAUGAAAAUAGCAUUUUUUUCUAAAUUAUUUAGGAUUUUUCCGUGUUUUGCAUUUCCCGUCUACAGAGUUGUAGUUCUCAGGAAUUUAGAAAUGGAAUUUAAUGUUGAAUCUGCCUAAUAACGUGAAAUAAAUUUGUACACGAGUGUAGAAAUUAUUUUGAUUGCUAUGUUAAACUUAUUUAUAUAUCUCUUGUGAUAAAACAUGUCUGAAUCAUAUGGUAAAUUAUCUUUCUUGUUUUUGUUUAAAAUUCUGUGUUUUUUUGUUUCACUGUAUUCAAUGCAAUGCUAAUUCUUGUUACAGAAUAUCUGUUCAAAUUUCUUGUGAUUGGUAGUGCUGGUACUGGGAAAUCGAGUCUUCUUAACAAUUUUAUUGGUAACAAAUUCAAGGAAGACAGAUGCCACACAAUUGGUGUUGAAUUUGGUUCUAAAAUUGUCAAUAUCGGUGGCAAAUCGACAAAAUUACAAAUAUGGGAUACAGCUGGUCAGGAGAGGUUUCGCUCUGUCACUCGAUCAUAUUACAGAGGUGCUGCUGGUGCGCUUCUUGUAUAUGAUAUUACCUCCCGUGACUCUUUCAACACUCUCUCAAAUUGGCUUAGGGAUGCGAGAACACUAGCCAGUCCUAAUAUAAUAAUUUUACUUGUCGGGAAUAAAAAAGAUAUGGAGGAGUCCCGAGAAGUGACAUUUACUGAGGCUAGUCAGUUUGCACAAGAAAAUGAGUUAAUGUUUCUUGAAACCAGUGCUAAAACAGGGGAGAAUGUUGAAGAAGCAUUUUUAAAAUGCUCUAAAACCAUUCUUGCAAAAAUAGAAACUGGAGAAUUGGACCCAGAGAGGAUAGGCUCUGGCAUUCAAUAUGGCACUGGUACAUCUAAAAGGUUGAGUGCACCAAAGAAACCGGCUCGAAUGACUCCUGAAUGUGCUUGUCGUGUUUAAAAAUACAUACACUGUUAUAAUUAUCUUAAAGUGUUAAAAUUAUUUAUAUAGGGAUUAUAUCAAUGUCAAAACUAUCAGGUUCGAUAAAUAUUGAAGGUUCCUCUGUGAUCUCUAAGAAUGAUGCUCUGUCACUAUUUUUGCAUGAAAUUAGUCUGUAUUCUUUGACAAAACCAAUACACAUUUAGAAAUAAUAUCAGCUCUUGUGACCAUACACCAACUUUUUGAAAAAGAUGUGUAAACCAAUAAUCAUUACUGAAUAUUUCAAAAUAAUUUAGAA
This is a messenger RNA of Diatraea saccharalis (sugarcane borer), 1361 nucleotides long. Lineage: Eukaryota; Metazoa; Arthropoda; Insecta; Lepidoptera; Crambidae. The record is from the annotation of a GenBank genome assembly.